Branchiostoma belcheri (Belcher's lancelet) is the source of this 2355-nucleotide messenger RNA. RefSeq names its product fibropellin-1-like. Lineage: Eukaryota; Metazoa; Chordata; Leptocardii; Amphioxiformes; Branchiostomatidae. The record is from RefSeq and is a predicted model, not a curated record. Bases 265 to 2355 code for a protein of 696 amino acids. Gene Ontology annotation, molecular function: calcium ion binding. Gene Ontology annotation, cellular component: protein-containing complex; plasma membrane. Gene Ontology annotation, biological process: establishment or maintenance of epithelial cell apical/basal polarity; heterophilic cell-cell adhesion. The transcript has 16 exons.
GGAUCUUACCUCUUCACUCAAGUGACGCUGCAAUCAAGUAAUAUAUUUUUUCCGCCCUAACAGGCAUUAGCAAAAACUACGAGGGAAAAAGAAACUUUCAUCCCAGUGGAAUAAGUAUAAACACGCGGCUGGUUUUGAAAGAAGACUACCAUCUUGGACACUUGCGAACGUUGGGAGAGUUUGACAGUUUUCUGGGGGAGGAAGCUGGUGGAAAAACUGGGUUUACGGUUGUUGGAAUCGAACCCUGGACUUUUGGCAUCCGCCAUGGAUGGAAAAGAGAAGUACAAGGUGGUCCGGAGAUACUGUUCGGUCGGCUCUAUCACGAAGCUACUGCUCUGUUUUACGUUUUUGGUGAUUUCAAGAAGAGACCCAGUCGUGGCGCUAACAGUGGUGAACCAGAGCCCCCUGAUGGACCCCAUCAACACGUCAUACAUCAAGUGUGUCACAGACGAACCGGGAGAGAUCGUCACCUUCUCCGCCGUGGACGAGUUCUUACUCCCUGAGAACGCCACUACAGACGAUAUCGCCCCUGAAGAGUGGCCCGGGAAGAUGAUGAUUUUACCGCCGCAUCCCGAGGACGGGUACAACCGGCUGGGCACGUACAACUGUGCCUCCUUCACCGCCAGUAUCAACACCGUCAAGAUGCCUGCUGACGCCACGGUGAGACCGGACGUGUACACCAAGACGUUUAACGCUGGGGAGGAGAUCGAGAUCAGCAUGACAGAGUUUUCUACACCGUCAGGAGCAUCGUUGACUUGGUCCUUCAAUGGAGAACCGCUGGUCAACAGUUUCGCCAGUAGUCAGGUCAGUCUGCAAUCUGCCACUUCCGCCCAGUCCGGAACCUACCACUGCUACCACGAGGGGUACAAGGAGAAGGGCGCACUCACUAGGGUCAUCGUGAGAGAAUGUGCAGCAGGAAAGUGGGGUCCGGGAUGUUUCCUGGGUUGUAGCGAGUGUUACAACGGCGGCUGGUGUGAUGACAUGACCGGGCAGUGUGUCUGCCCGCCUGGAUUCUACGGAGAAACCUGCGACAUCGCUUGCGGACCGGGCAGGUUUGGUUUCGAGUGUCGGAAGGCCUGCGAUGACAUCACGGAAGACGUGUCUGCCUGCAUGGGCAAACUGUUCUGUGUCCCUGACCCGUUUGGCUGCUCCUGUAUCCCCGGAUUCACUGGAAUCGGCUGCAACGAACCCUGCCCGAGGGGUAAAUACGGAGCGGGCUGUACCCAGCAGUGCCGCUGUCGGCUCAACCUACCCUGUGACGCCAUCACUGGGGAAUGUACUAACGGAUGCGCGGAUGGAUACAUGGGGCCUUCGUGCCAAAAAGCCUGUAUGGUGGACAAUGGUGUGUCGUAUCAAGGCCCGGUCUCUACCACAGAAAGCGGAUACACCUGCCAGAGGUGGGAUUCCCAGAAUCCCUGGCAGCACGGCUUCAAUGUAGAACGGACACCGAUGCUUCAGGAAAACUACUGCCGUAACCCUGACAACGAGCCACGCCCUUGGUGCUACACGACCAGCUUCGCCAAGCGGUGGGAGUACUGUAACAUUGAACAAUGCGAGGAAGUUGAUAAUUGUAGCCCAGAGACCUGCCAAAAUGGCGGCACCUGUCGGAACGGCUUCAACACCUACCUGUGUGUGUGUCCCAGGGGGUACACUGGACCCAACUGUGAGACAGAAAUUGACGAAUGCUCUUCGGACCCGUGCCAGAAUGGCGGAACGUGUAUAGACGAUGUGGGCUUCUAUGAAUGUGAAUGCGCGGAGGGAUUCCAUGGAACGAACUGUGAAGAAGAAACUAACGAAUGUCUGUCGGAGCCGUGUGAGAAUGGAGGGACUUGUCUGAACACGGAAGAAGGACUCAAGUGCGCCUGUGUGGGAGGGUUUACUGGGACGUUUUGUGAGACAGAAAUCGACGAAUGUCUGUCCAGCCCCUGUAUACACGGAGGAACGUGUUACGACUUCCAGAACUACUACGUCUGCGACUGUAGAUUCGGGUACGCUGGAGACCAUUGCGAGGAUGAAUUGGAAAUUGACUACUGUCUGCAGAACCAGUGCCAGAAUUCAGCCCGCUGCGUCAGCGGAAACAGGAGCUACAUGUGUCUGUGUUCCACCGAAUACACCGGCGACUACUGUGAGCAAAAUUUGGCAGAUCUUGAAAAAAUCCCAACGGCCAACAUCAUCGCAGCGGCCAUCGCGUCCGUCGUUGUGAUCGCCGCCAUCGCGCUUGGGGCGUACCUGUACAUCAAGUCUUACGAGGCUCAGCGCGUCAUACCGCUGAAGAAGAAAGAAACACCUUUAGUUGACGCGGAGGGAGGACAACAGGCGAAGAAGGGAUCACAUCUUUCUGAAAGCACGGUGUGA